Messenger RNA from Mycena indigotica, 5262 nucleotides. Its product is annotated as Glycosyltransferase family 48 protein. The record is from RefSeq and is a predicted model, not a curated record. Gene Ontology annotation, biological process: fungal-type cell wall polysaccharide biosynthetic process; (1->3)-beta-D-glucan biosynthetic process. The coding region runs from base 1 to 5262 and encodes 1753 amino acids. Gene Ontology annotation, cellular component: plasma membrane; 1,3-beta-D-glucan synthase complex. NCBI's taxonomy places the organism in Eukaryota, Fungi, Basidiomycota, Agaricomycetes, Agaricales, Mycenaceae. The transcript is spliced from 11 exons. Gene Ontology annotation, molecular function: 1,3-beta-D-glucan synthase activity.
AUGUCCUUCCGCGACCCCUACCACGGGCGUCGCUACGACCCGCCCCCACGAUCCAACCAUGAUAUGGAUGACGCAGACACAUACCCUUCCGGCUCCAAUAGUCCCGGCAGCUACCAGGACCAUGGCCCAGGCUUUUACAAUAACGACGGAAAUUAUGACCCAUAUCCACCCCAAGACAGCGACUCCGAAGGUUCCGGGCCGGCACCCACUUCCACUUAUGCCGAAUACCCGACUGCCGCUGGCCAAGUUCCUGAAGCAUACCCCGCCUGGUCUACAGAACGAGAUAUCCCACUGUCGAAGGAAGAGAUUGAAGACGUGUUUCUUGACCUCGCUCAGAAGUUUGGCUUCCAACGAGAUAAUGAACGCAAUAUGUCGGACUUUCUAUUGCAACUGCUUGACAGCCGGGCCUCGCGCAUGUCGCCAAACCAGGCUCUGAUCACCGUUCACGCUGACUACAUCGGUGGCCAUCAAGCCAAUUAUCGCAAAUGGUACUUCGCUGCGCAGCUGGACCUCGAUGAUGCGGUGGGGAAAGUUCAGAAUCCUGGACUGGACCGUCUGCAGUCGAAACGACGACCAAAUCGACGAGCGCAGCAUGAGAAAUCCUUGCUCAAAGCAAUGGAACAUUGGAGACAGGCAAUGCACAAUAUGACUCAAUACGACCGGCUCCGUCAAGUGGCAUUAUAUUUACUUUGCUGGGGCGAAGGCGCACAAAUUCGAUUUUGUCCUGAAGCCCUCUGCUUCAUCUUCAAAUGUGCCGAUGAUUACUAUCGCUCGCCCGAGUGCCAAAGUAAAGUCGACCCCCUUCCUGAAGGCCACUAUCUCCACACUGUGGUCCGCCCAUUGUAUCGCUUCAUCCGAGACCAGGGUUACGAACUUUCUGAAGGCAAGUAUGUCCGACGAGAGCGGGAUCACGAGGACAUCAUUGGUUAUGACGACGUCAAUCAGCUAUUCUGGUAUCCAGAAGGUAUUGCCCGUAUUGUUUUGAAUGAUACGCGGAAACUCGUAGCGAUUCCUCCUCAACAACGAUUUCUUGCGUUUGAGCGCGUCGACUGGAAUCGCGUCUUUUUCAAGACAUAUUACGAAAAGCGAUCGUUUGGCCACCUAUUGGUGAAUUUCAACCGGAUAUGGGUCAUCCAUGUCGCGAUGUACUGGUUCUACACCUCCUUCAACUCACCCACUGUCUAUGCUUUCCGCCAUGUUACAUCUCGUGCGAUGACGUGGAGUGCUGUAGCCUUAGGUGGCGCUGUUGCCACGCUCAUCAUGAUUCUGGCUACUAUCGCUGAAUUCUGGUACAUCCCCCCAACUUGGAACAACACUUCCCAUUUGACGCGCCGACUUAUGUUCCUUUUUGUCACCCUUGCUCUCACCUGCGGUCCUACAUUUUAUGUCGCCAUCGCAGAACAGCAGGGAAAUGCGGGUCAACUUGCCCUCAUCCUCGGCAUUGCACAGUUCUUCAUCUCAGUCGCAGCAACACUGCUUUUCGCAAUCUUGCCCUCUGGACGGAUGUUUGGCGAUCGAGUCGCGGGAAAGUCGCGAAAAUAUCUUGCCAGUCAGACUUUUACUGCGUCUUAUCCAGCAUUAAGCAAGAAGGCCCGUGCCUCCUCGAUCUUACUCUGGAUGCUUGUUUUCGGCUGCAAGCUCACUGAAUCAUACUUCUUCCUUACCCUCUCGAUCCGGGACCCCAUUAGGGUCAUGGUCGGAAUGAAGAUCCAGAAUUGCAGCGACAAAUUCUUUGGCAAUGCUCUGUGUCGCAACCAUGUCGCAUUCACUUUGACGUUGAUGUAUGUCAUGGACCUUGUCCUCUUUUUCCUCGACACUUUCCUUUGGUAUGUCAUCUGGAACACCAUCUUCAGCAUCAUCCGGGCAUUCUCGUUGGGCUUGUCGAUAUGGACACCAUGGACGGAAAUGUAUACGCGACUACCCAAACGGAUCUAUUCGAAAGUGCUCGCCACCAACGACAUGGAAAUCAAAUACCACCCCAAGGUCCUCGUCUCGCAAAUCUGGAAUGCCAUCAUUAUAUCCAUGUACCGCGAGCAUCUGCUUUCCAUUGAGCACGUGCAGAAGCUUUUGUACUCUCAAGUCGACACGGGCGAUCCAGGAAAGCGCAGCUUACGCGCCCCACCAUUCUUCAUCUCCCACGGAGAUGGUUCUUUCUUCCCGCCUGGUAGUGAAGCGGAACGACGAAUCUCGUUCUUUGCCCAGUCGCUGACGACUGACAUACCACAACCCCUACCUGUUGAUGCUAUGCCGACUUUUACGGUAUUGACGCCUCAUUAUAGCGAGAAGAUUCUUCUAGCACUUCGAGAAAUUAUUCGUGAGGAAGACCAACAGACGCGCGUAACCCUGCUCGAGUACCUCAAGCAGUUGCACCCGCUUGAAUGGGAAAAUUUCGUCAAGGAUACCAAAAUAUUAGCAGAAGAAACAGAGAUGUUUAAUGGCCAGAACCCGCUGGGAGACAACGAAAAGGCGAAACAAGAUGAUUUGGCCUUCAACUUUCUUGGUUUCAAGAGCGCUGCGCCGGAAUUCACCCUUCGGACACGCAUUUGGGCGUCUCUCCGUGCCCAGACCCUGUACCGAACGGUAUCUGGAAUGAUGAACUACGCGAAAGCCAUCAAGUUGCUUUAUCGAGUGGAAAAUCCAGAAGUCGUACAGCUGUUUGGCGGAAACACAGAUCGUCUCGAACGCGAGUUGGAAAGCAUGGCGCGCCGCAAGUUCAAGUUUGUCGUGUCGAUGCAGAGAUAUAGCAAAUUCAACAAAGAAGAGCACGAAAACGCCGAAUUCCUCCUGCGAGCCUAUCCAGAUCUUCAAAUAGCCUAUUUGGAUGAGGAGCCUGCGGCGAAGGAGGGCGGAGAAGCUAGAAUAUUUUCCGCAUUGAUUGAUGGACAUAGCGAGUUUCUACCCGCAACUGGCAAGAGGAAGCCCAAAUUCCGUAUCGAGCUCCCAGGCAAUCCUAUCCUUGGGGACGGCAAAUCGGAUAACCAGAACCACGCAAUCAUUUUCUAUCGUGGCGAGUAUCUGCAGCUCAUCGACGCGAAUCAAGACAACUAUCUCGAAGAAUGCCUCAAAAUUCGGAAUGUCCUGGGCGAAUUCGAGGAGUAUUCGGUUUCGGAACAGAGCCCAUACGCCAACUGGAACGCGAAGGAGUUCAAUCGUACACCUGUCGCCAUUGUUGGUGCACGUGAAUAUAUCUUCUCUGAGAAUAUCGGUAUUCUUGGCGAUCUUGCAGCGGGCAAGGAACAAACAUUUGGUACACUUUCGGCGCGAUCAAUGGCUUGGAUUGGCGGAAAGCUGCACUACGGCCAUCCAGAUUUUCUCAAUGCUUUGUAUAUGAACACUCGUGGCGGCGUCUCCAAGGCUCAAAAAGGCUUGCAUCUUAACGAAGAUAUCUACGCCGGCAUGAAUGCUUUCGGUCGUGGUGCAAGAAUCAAGCACACUGAGUACUACCAAUGUGGCAAGGGGCGUGACCUCGGGUUUGGGACCAUCCUCAACUUCUCAACCAAGAUUGGUACCGGAAUGGGAGAGCAGAUGUUGAGUCGAGAGUACUAUUACCUCGGCACGCAGCUCCCUAUCGACCGGUUCCUCACAUUUUACUACGGUCAUCCGGGCUUCCACAUCAACAAUAUGCUGGUAAUCCUGUCUGUGCAAGUUUUCAUCUUGACGAUGCUGUUCCUUGGCACUUUAAACUCGUCUGUCACGAUCUGUGAGUAUACAUCGAGUGGCCAACUGAUUCGUGGCAUGGACGGAUGCUACAAUCUCACCCCAGUCUUCGAAUGGAUUCAUCGAUGCAUUUUCAGUUUACUGCUCGUCUUCCUAAUCGCUUUCCUACCGUUGUUCAUGCAAGAACUUACGGAGCGGGGCACCUGGAAAGCUGUACUUCGACUGGGAAAACAAUUCGGUUCAUUUUCACCGUUUUUCGAAAUUUUCUCGACCCAGAUAUACACCCACUCAAUAUUGAGCAACUUGACCUUUGGUGGUGCUCGUUAUAUCGCUACUGGCCGCGGUUUUGCGACAGCACGAAUCAGCUUCAGCACGCUGUUCUCACGGUUUGCGGGGCCCAGCAUCUAUUUGGGCAUACGAACACUGCUUAUGUUGCUCUACGUGACCUUGUCGUUCUGGACGCCGUACCUCAUUUACUUCUGGGUAUCAAUCACCGCGCUAUGUCUCGCCCCGUUCAUGUUCAACCCCCACCAAUUUGUCAUCUCCGACUUCCUCGUUGAUUAUAGGCAUGUUGGCUUUUGUUUAUUUUUUAUGCUCCCUGAUGUGUUUUACAGAGAAUUCCUUCGUUGGAUGUCCCGCGGCAAUUCGAGGUCGCAUGCUAAUUCGUGGAUUGGCUACUGUCGUCUUUCACGGACCACGAUUACUGGCUACAAGAAGAAGAAACUUGGUCAUCCCUCCGAAAAACUGUCUGGUGAUGUCCCUCGUGCCAGUUGGAGAGCGGUUUUGUUCUCGGAGAUUAUAUUCCCUAUCGUGAUGGCAGUUAUCAUGAUCAUCGCCUAUAUGUUCGUGAAGGCCUUUCCGGACGCGAGUGGGCAGUAUCCCGCCAGCCCGCUUAUCCGGAUAGCCGUUGUCUCGUUGGGUCCUAUCGUUUGGAAUGCGGCAGUCCUUAUCGUCUGCUUCUUUAUCUCCCUCUUCCUUGGGCCCAUGCUCGACACCAAGUAUCCGAUGUUUGGGUCGAUCAUGGCGUUCAUUGCGCAUGCUCUGGCGGCUAUCGGAAUGCUGGCGUUCUUCGAGUUUCUGUGGUUUUUGGAACUUUGGGACGUGUCGCAUGCAGCCCUUGGACUCGUCACUGUCAUUGCUAUCCAGCGCGCAAUCCAAAAAGUGGUUGUCUCUGUCAUCCUCACGAGAGAAUUCAAGCAUGACGAAACAAAUCGGGCGUGGUGGACCGGCAAAUGGUACGGUCGAGGGCUUGGCGCGCAUGUUAUGUCGCAGCCAGCACGGGAGUUGCUGGUGAAAAUCAUCGAGUUGUCUCUCUGGAGCUCAGACCUGUUCCUGGGUCAUAUUCUCAUGUUCAUGCUGACGCUUCCGAUGUUGAUUCCCUAUUUUGACCGGAUACACGCGACAUGUUUGUUCUGGCUGCAACCUUCGCAGCAAAUACGACCGGGUGUGUUCCCGAUCAAGCAGAAGAAACAACGUCGGAGGAUUAUGAUCAAAUAUGGUAUCGUCUAUGUAAUUGCGAUACUGAUAUUCGCUGCUCUUCUGGCACUACCUAUAAUUUUCCGCUCCUCCCUGCAUUCUCGCUGUUCUCUUUGCCAUGUUAUCUAA